This is a messenger RNA of Clarias gariepinus (North African catfish), 2506 nucleotides long. It is a transcript of the gene shhb, whose product is annotated as sonic hedgehog signaling molecule b. Bases 1 to 1275 code for a protein of 424 amino acids. Gene Ontology annotation, molecular function: patched binding; calcium ion binding. Gene Ontology annotation, biological process: cell-cell signaling; regulation of gene expression; multicellular organism development. The transcript is spliced from 3 exons. NCBI's taxonomy places the organism in Eukaryota, Metazoa, Chordata, Actinopteri, Siluriformes, Clariidae. The record is from RefSeq and is a predicted model, not a curated record.
AUGGACCUGGCGCUGCUGCUCCGGAAGCUCGCGCUCGGCCCGUCCGUGCGCGCGCUGCUGCUGCUGCUGCUGCUGCUUGCCGGCUGCGCGCGCGCCUGCGGUCCGGGCCGGGGCUACGGGAAGCGCAGACUCCCGAAGAGACUCACACCGCUCGGCUACAAGCAGUUCAUCCCCAACGUGGCGGAGAAGACGCUCGGGGCCAGCGGGAAGUACGAGGGCAAGAUCACGCGCAACUCGGAGCGCUUCAAGGAGCUGACCCCCAACUACAACCCCGACAUCAUCUUCAAGGACGAGGAGAACACCAACGCGGACCGGCUCAUGACCCAGCGAUGUAAAGACAAGCUGAACUCGCUGGCGAUCUCGGUGAUGAACCAGUGGCCCGGGGUGAAGCUGCGCGUGACGGAGGCCUGGGACGAGGACGGCAACCAUUUUGAAGAGUCUUUACACUACGAGGGCCGAGCGGUGGACAUCACGACCUCGGACAGGGACAAGAGAAAGUACGGGAUGCUGUCGAGACUCGCCGUGGAGGCCGGAUUCGACUGGGUUUAUUACGAAUCCAAAGCACACAUACACUGCUCCGUCAAAGCAGAAAACUCUGUCGCCGCUAAAUCCGGCGGCUGCUUCCCCGGAUCUGCACUGGUUUACCUCUCGGAUGGAAGCACGAAGCAGGUGGAGGAUCUGACAGAAGGCGAUAGGGUUCUCGCAGCAGAUGAGCUGGGAAACAUAGUGUACAGUGAUUUCAUCGGCUACCUGGACCGAGACGCGAACACACACCGGACAUUCCUCGUACUUGAGACAUCGGAACUGAACGUGACCCUGCGGCUCACUUCGGGGCACCUGGUCUUCAUUCGGGAUGACUCGGCUGCCUCUGGGAUGGUCGCAAAGUUUGCAAGCAGCGUGAAACCCGGACAGGACGUGUUUGUUUGGGAAGGGUGGGGACGUCUGAGGAGUGCACGUGUAAAGCGUGUUUACGCGGUGGAGGACAGGGGCUCGUACGCGCCGCUCACCACACACGGGACCAUUGUGGUGGACGGUGUGCUAGCUUCGUGCUACGCUGCAGUGGAGGAGCACCGCUUGGCGCACUGGGCUUUUGCGCCGCUCCGUCUGAGUCACACACUCACGCCGACCUCAUGGUGGCGCUGGAUUGUACCAAAUUCAAAUGCUACUUCGCAACAGGACGGGAUUCACUGGUAUCCCAAGAUGCUGCUGCAGGUCGGAAUGUGGCUGCUGGACCGGGACUCUUUUCACCCACUCGGGAUUCCGAGCUCCAGCUGAGACUCGAUAAACAUACAGGAACAUUUUAGUCCAAAAUGCAAAUUUGCUAACUUUAAAUGAAAAGUUUGAAUAGACACCAGUUAGCAUGGUAUAGAUAAUCGCUCACUGUUCGUUCGUUUUAAAGCCCCAGUCAUGCUCGCUUACAGUCAGAAAAACAGAAAUUGUCGCAGUCAGAUUUUUGGAAAUAAAUUUCCAUAGCUUUCAAAGUUGGUGAAGACCGACGCAAAGAUUUAUAACAUCGCUAACUAGCAUGACAUGCUGCAGUCCUUCUUGUUUUAAGCGCAAAGAGGGGUGUAACUUUUAAACCUAGCGAAGAAGGCAACUUGCUAGCAACAAGCUCCAGCAGUCUGACAAACAACACGGCUCUUCGACAAAAAUUAACCGUACGCCACUCUGUGUGACUCUGUACAUCGGAAUUAGCUGAACUGGAUUUAUAAAGUUAGCCAAAUACUUGAAUCCAAAAAUGCUAAGUCACAGCUAAAAUGCUAAGGGCUCGAAACGAAGAACUGCUCUGUUUUAUACUUCAGAGUUAGAAUUAAUAUUAGCAUUAGCAUUAUGGACUGAAAUGUUCUACUUUGUGGCAUUAACUAAAAGAAAUGGUUUUGGAGGGAAAAAAUAAAUCCAAUUUUUUUUCACAGACUCCACAUAUACCUCAGACGUAGUCAAGUUUAAGAUAUGAUAUACCUACACGCUAACCAGGCUAACAGACCACACCAGUUAGCAUCAUUCGAACCAAAACACACACAUUUGUCAAACUGUGUGUCAUGUUAUUAGCAGGUGUGUAUCGUUGUGUAGCUAAUCGCUAUGCAUAAAUGUCCAAUCCUUCGUUAGCGACAUUAGCUUACCAGACCGAAGCAAAAUGAUGAACAGGUGAGGAAAUGUGUCUUAAUAAUUAACGCUGAAAAGAUUUUUCCCCUUGAAUCACUUCUUCAGUGACCCGGGAAUCCUGAGAGGUGUGUGUUUCGUCUAAUAAUUUAUUUGUCUUUGGAUCAUUCAGAAGCCUAACGAUGGGAUUCAGGAUUCACAGAGAUGAAGUGAGACUGAGGAGACGUAAAAUCUCUCCAAAUGUGACUGACUGCUCGAUUUUACCGGAUAGGCCGACGCUCAUAAAUUAUAUUUUUCUACGCAGAUUUGUAUAUUAGAUUUUUUUGACGGAUCUAAACUAUUUACAGAAUCACAUUUCGUUAUUUGAAAUAGUGAGAGAUAUAAAAAUGUGUUUGCUGUAUUUAAA